Messenger RNA from Heteronotia binoei (common prickly gecko), 6556 nucleotides. It is a transcript of the gene MOB1B, whose product is annotated as MOB kinase activator 1B. Gene Ontology annotation, cellular component: nucleus; cytoplasm. Gene Ontology annotation, biological process: hippo signaling; positive regulation of protein phosphorylation. Lineage: Eukaryota; Metazoa; Chordata; Lepidosauria; Squamata; Gekkonidae. The record is from RefSeq and is a predicted model, not a curated record. Gene Ontology annotation, molecular function: protein kinase activator activity. The coding region runs from base 158 to 808 and encodes 216 amino acids. The transcript is spliced from 6 exons.
GGCCGCGUCUGGCCUCCGUCAGUCCCCGCCCCGCGGCGCUCGCUCCGCCGUCUGCCUGCCUGCCCGACGCCGGGGCUGCCUUCUCUCCCUGCCUGCCGUUGGGGAGCCCAGCUGAGGCAGCCGCUGCUCGUCCCGCUCCGACGACGUCGCCGCCGCCAUGAGCUUCUUGUUCGGUAGCCGUUCUUCUAAAACCUUUAAACCAAAAAAGAAUAUUCCGGAAGGCUCCCACCAAUACGAGUUGCUGAAGCAUGCGGAGGCCACGCUUGGAAGCGGGAACCUGCGAAUGGCUGUCAUGCUGCCCGAAGGCGAAGACCUGAACGAAUGGGUCGCAGUGAAUACUGUGGACUUCUUCAACCAGAUCAACAUGCUUUAUGGGACUAUUACAGAUUUCUGCACAGAGGAGAGCUGCCCAGUGAUGUCUGCAGGUCCAAAAUACGAGUACCAUUGGGCAGAUGGAACGAACAUAAAGAAACCAAUCAAGUGCUCCGCACCAAAGUACAUCGAUUACCUUAUGACCUGGGUUCAAGAUCAGCUGGAUGAUGAGACGCUAUUUCCGUCCAAAAUAGGUGUUCCUUUCCCAAAGAACUUCAUGUCAGUGGCCAAGACCAUCCUGAAGCGUCUCUUCAGAGUUUACGCUCACAUCUACCACCAGCACUUUGACCCCGUCAUCCAGCUGCAAGAAGAGGCGCAUCUGAACACAUCUUUCAAGCACUUUAUUUUUUUCGUUCAGGAAUUUAACCUUAUAGACAGAAGAGAACUUGCUCCACUUCAAGAACUGAUUGAAAAACUCACUUCAAAGGACAGAUAAGCAGAACCUCGGGAUUUGUACAAAUCACUUGUAUCUUUAAGCAGGCAUGUGGUGGGUUCGGGGUUUGGACUGCAAUCCUCCACACACACACACUCGUUGAGAUCAGUGGGACUUACUCAUGAGCAAGAGUGUGGAGAAUUGUAAUCUUAAUUUUCUUUUUCUUUGUUGUGCGUGGGUUUUUUUUUUUUUAAAGAGAAAAAGGAAAAAAAAAUAAUUCAGGCAACCUAGACCCAUUCUCUGUGCUUUUAUUAGAGGAUCCCUUUUGUCUUUUAGCGAGGCACACGUAGUGAAUGGUUUUCUGUUCUUGUUCGUUGUGUAAUAUUUUUUUUUUAAGCAGACCUUGAGUGUUUAUAGAAGGAAACGACAACAACCGCCUGUUUGUCGGGCAACGUGGCACUGCUGGUUGUAUGGGUUCUGCAUUGCCAGUCGUUGCCCAUUCUCAGAAAAUCCUUACAAGACUUAUUCUCCAAGUGCCUUGGCAAACUUGCUUCUGAGGUACAAAGCACAUCGCAAAGUACAUUGCUGGAAACGAAAACACCAACUACUACCCAGGAUAUUUACUAACACUUGUUUUCUAUAUAGAUAGAUAGAUAGAUAUAGAUAUGUGUAGAACUUCUUUAAAAUAAAAAAAAAGCAAGCCAUAACUUCUACCGGUGAUCUCCAGCUUUUAAAUCAAAGCAAUGCCUUUAGAGAUGAAUGUGAGCGGCUGGGAGUGGGGUAGGAUUGUCCUGAGGGAAGAGAGAGAAAGAAAAAAAAAUCUGUCUUACCUUUUCCGUGGCAGCCCCAAUCUGUUAGUCUCGCAUCUGCAGAGGACCAAGGAUAGCAGAGCGGGGUUGACCACUUUCUUCUAGCUUAUAUUUCUUCUGAAAAUGUUAAUUUAGAUCAGCCGCUGUUCUGUGAUUUUUUUUUCUUUUUGGUUUUUGAGCAGCUUGAGUUAUUCUGUUAUGUUUUACUAAACCUCGCCCCCCCCCCCAAGGAACCCCCCAACAACAGCCGUCGUGUAGGAGCAUCAGGUGAAACGAAAGGGGAGGUUGGUAACAAAGGAUCUUUCUCCCCCUAAAAAUUGGCUAUUCUUGGCUCAUUUUAGUGGUAAGUUAAGGAAGUCCUCUUGACAAGGGAAUGUGAGCUCUUCUGCUGUUUUCUAAGAGGAGCUGCCUCAAAGGUUAGUUGUUCUAGUAACUUCACACCUAUUCUGUUGUGAGCUCUUAGUCAGUUGUACAGGGGAACUACACCUAAAUGCUGCAACAGUUUAUAGGGAACAGAGCACAACUGGGAAUUUUUCUGGUUUAAUUUUUUUUAUCGUUUGUUAGAUUCUUUUUCAUUUUUGUUACCCAUCUUGUUUCUCCUCCCUGCCCUUCAACUGAGGAAAAGAGGAGUCAGUAUCACAUAACUUGACAACUUUCUAAACAACCACCGCUGUGGCUUAUAAAUGAUUGUUUUGGGACCUUCACAAGAAAACUCAGGACUCUUCAUGCAGAGAAAAUCAAGAUAAUGAACCGUCUCCGGUUCACGCGUUAGUACUUGUCAGGUUUUAUUCGGUGUUCCGUGUGCAAACAGAUCUUUCCUGGGUAUUUUGAAACGUGCAGUUCCCUUCAUUGCUUAGUUGUUGCCUCUGAAACAGAAAGAAUUUGUUUGCUGGAGCAUCUGUUUAACAUGUCUGAAAGCUACAGCUGGGACUGUGCAUGCUGGAAAAAAGCCUUCCUCUGUGGAGGAAUCUGAUUGGAAGGCUGCUCCAUGGUGCCUGCACUUUACAAGCGUGUGUUGCCUAUGCACCAAAAUUGGAAAGUUUGAAAUAGAAGCAUGUCCUUUUUGCAGUUGUUUUUCUUUUUACACUACAGCUCUGUAUUUCUGUGGUGUCAAUGAGAUUGCAUUCAGACACAUACUUUCAAGUCUUACAGUUCUAACAGCUAUCCAGCAGAGUCUGUAACUUUUGAACUCAUCUCGAGUUGUUGGCAAGUUAAUUACAAGAGUUUGGAAAUACAGGAAAUGUUGCAUAUGCAUUGCCGAGAUCUACUUUUUCACAUUCUGGACCUUGAUAAUUAGAGAUCCGGUGCUUGGAGAACCAUCGUUCUAUGUGAAGACAGCAAAACUGGAACAAUCAGCAAUUUUAAUGUUAUUUAAUGGCACAAUACAGUUAGUUUCACCAAUAGAACUUAGGCUCAUAAUCCUGAAAUUAGAAAUUCAAAUACAUGACUGAAAAUCUUUUUUUUUUUUUUUAAAGGGAUUUACACAGCAGUUUGCAAGUAACAGUAGCUAUAAACUAAAGUUUCCUUUCCUCUUCAAACUGAGUUACUCCAGACUGAGUCCAUUGCUUGCAGUUAGUUUAGGGGUAACAGGAUUGCCCUGUUAACAUUUCCCUAAUAGAAGUUAUUUUUUUUCCCAAGCCGCUUCUGCCAGAAAUGCAUCUUUGGAUUUGGGAACUGGAGUCUUGAAUAAUUUUAAUUUUAAGGUCGUAGUUAGACCUCCAGCCAUGCUGGCAUAACAUUUGUGUUAAAUAAUUUUAAUCUAGAGACUUUGUUCUGUUAGGGGUUAUAGUGACUCUUGAGAAUAUGUUUAGAAGGUUUCAGGUGCAUUUUAAGGGGGAAAAAAUAAAGAAUACAAAACUUGUGUUUGCUUUAGUUGCUGACUUUCUAUCGCAUAGUGAAAGCCUGGAGAUCACUGUUUGAAAGUGCUGUUGGUUAAACUCUGCUGGUUUGCGUUACACUUAAAAGCUGCAGCACUGAAGAGAGUGGCGCAGCGUUCAGAAUGAGUAUUCUCCCUUUUCUGUAUCGCACUGCAAGGUUUUCGUGAUUCAUUGUUUUCCAAAUUAUGCACAGAUUUAAAAAGGGUAUGUUAAGAUUAGCAACCAGAGCAUAGCCUGGAUUUUUUUUUUUUUCCAGCUGUAAAGUUCUCGAAGAACAGAACAGCACAGUAUCAUUAAACACCAAGUCACUGUUCGGAACUUUUCUUUUCCCAUUUCUUUUUAAAGGGAUACUCAGCUUAAAUACUGGACUGCUUUUUUGAUAUUAAACAUCAGGGUUGCUGAACACUGGGGAACAGGCUACAUUUCUAAGGCUACCUUUCUAAUCGACAGCCAGCCCGGUUUCGAACCCUUUUCUACUUCCUUUACAAAGGAAAAGCCUUAUAACUUCGAAGCAGACUGAAAGCGUUUUGCCCUACCACUGCAUUUAGCUACCACCGUGUUUCUGCCUGUCGGUAAUACGGUUGGUAACACUUAACGAGACGACAGGGCGAAACUGAUGUCGGUCAUCGAGAUAGGCACAAGUCCCUUGAAACCAACCGUAUUGUGCUUUCUUGAGCCAGCGAGUUGAUUCAUUUUAUCCAGAGUUUUAUGUUGGCAGGGCAGAGCUUUUGAAUUCUGUCCACAGAAAAUUGUUCAUCUAGUUUCCAUACUCACGUCGGGGAUCUGUGCUCAUAGUAGAAGUAUAAAAAUGGUCCCACGUUCUGCUAUUUGAAAUAACCGGGCUUUAGAGGGAACUAGUUUUUUCCUUGAAAUUUUUGUUCAGUAAAAGAGAGAACGAUUUUUAAAAAGGACAAACGUCCCUUUUGCAAGCUCAUGCCAAGUUUUCUUUCACUGCCUUCUAUGCAAUGUAGAACUCCGAAUAUCUGCAGUUAACCUUAAACUAGUAAACCAGAGGCUUUGUUGAAAUCUUUCUUUGAAGUUCUCUUCCCAGGCAAAAGCCUAUUUGCUGCUAUUGACUCUUUUUACCUUUUAGAUUUUUUUUUCCCUUUCCCUUCAGCGCUUGCCUUGGUUUGGCGUGCAUCCAAAAAGAAAACAUUGGGCUUGGUGAAUGUCUUAAACCAACCACUUCUUCAUUUCUCCUGAAAUACUAUAUUAUUGUAGGCAAAAAUACCAGUUUUCUUUUUCUUAAUUCAUAACAUGAAGGCAGGUUUGCCAAUUUUUUUAAAAGACUGCAACGUGCCUGUGUUGCUUAUUAUUAUUAUUGUUUCUAUUAUUAUUAUUUGCGUUGAAUUUCUUUAAUGGAUAGGACCUUUUGGGGGUUUUCUAGACUGCAUUGCUAGAACCACUAGCCACUUUAGAAGUGAGAUAUUAACAUUUACAUUAAAGUUUAUUUUAUAUUUUAUUUCUGUCGGUUGUACACAUAGUUUUCUUUUUUUUUAAAAAAAAUAUAUAGUUCCCUCCUAAAAUUGCAGAGUGAAUAACUCAGAUUUUAAAAUCCUUUUUUCUGUUUCUUCCCUCCCCCCAAGAACUGUCGUUUCAAUAGUUUUUCAUAGAUUGCUGUAUUUUUAGGGGAAAAUUAAUUUUUAUAGCCACUAAACUGUACUCAUUAUUUUUGUACAUGUAUAACUUGUCAUUUGGGAACACAAGUCUUUUGAGAAAUCAUUUGAUUCCGUGAUGUUUUGAAUACAUUGGUUUGCAGAUGUUUUGUCGCUGAAUAUUUGCCAUCGGAAUAACUUUGACAUGCAAGCAGACGAGGGGCUCAGCGGUAGCCCUGCUAAAUUGGAACUGGGGACGGAACAACUUGAUUCUAAGUGGCUCUUAGACACAGUGUGAGAGAAGAGAGACUAGGAAAAAAGCACAUGGACCAAUCUGUUGUACUGACAGGGGAAGCACAGCGGGAAUUUGAUAGUUCCCCAACACAGUCACAGCAACCCCUGCUGAGGACCAGGGGUGGAUUCUAGCAGGAGCUCCUUUGCAUAUUAGGCCACAUGCCUCUGAUGUGACCAGUCCUCCUGGAGCUUACAAAAAAAGAGUCUUGUAAGCUCCUGGAGGAUUGGCCACAUCAGGGGCGUGUGGCCUAAUAGGCAAAGGAGCUCCUGCUAGAAUUCCACCCCUGCUGAGGACUACUUUUAUACAGUCUGCAGAAGCGAAUCGUAAACCUUCUUGGACAAUAUACCACAAUGGGGUUGGUGGAAACAUCUGUGACUUUUGAGGAGAAGACUAGGUUAAGCAUCUCCAGGAUAAUGUUAACACUUACGUUCAAAGAGUGUUUUCAAGGAGUCCUUGAACACGCAGCUCCUAGCCUGUGAAACAGCACAGUCCAGGAAAAGUUUGGCUAUUUGAUUUUUGCCGAUUGUAUAAGAUCCAGGAGCUCCUUUGCAUGUUAGGCCACACACCCCUGAUGUAGCCAAUCCUCCAAGAGCUUACAAGGCUCUUUUUUUUUGUAAACUCCAGGAGGAUUGGCUACAUCCGGGGUGUGUGGCCUAACAGGCAAUGAAGCUCCUGCCAGAAUUCCACCUGAUAAGAACUCUAGUAGACUAACAUUCCUUGUGCUUUUACUCGUUUUGCCAGAUCUCCUCGCAGCCCCCCUGGUUUUUAUUGUUAUUUGCAUUGCAUUUCUGAAAUUUGCCUCCCUGCGUGGAGUUUACCCGAGUCUGCCUAGUGUGAAGCAAAAAGGGUAUUUUGCAAAUGCAGCGUUAUAAUGUUAACACAUCUGCUUCUUUCAAUGUUUCAAAACAGCUGGAGGAAAAAAUAAAACCCAAAAGGCUUAAAUAUAAAAAAUACAACACGGAGACCUGUACUGUAAGCGGACUGUGCCAAUAUUACUUCAGUUUGUAAUCAUUAUCGAUCAGUACUUGUUUUAAAUGAAAAUGGCUUUUUGAUUUAAAUAAAAAAAAAAGUUGAAUGUCUGAAAAUCUGCAACACAUGUAUUAGAGAGAUGUAAAUAAUGUAUACAGAUUGUUGUAAGUGAUGGGAUGAAAAAAUAUAUAUAAAUUCUAGGCUUUUUUUCAGUAAGAACUGAAUGCUGUUUAUAAGAAGAAAAAUAAAUAGCUAUGUUUGACCAC